Molecule: messenger RNA, 586 nt
Organism: Coccinella septempunctata (seven-spotted ladybird)
Lineage: Eukaryota; Metazoa; Arthropoda; Insecta; Coleoptera; Coccinellidae
Gene: Trmt112
Product: multifunctional methyltransferase subunit TRM112-like protein
Exons: 2
Coding region: 98-472 (124 amino acids)
Biological process (GO): rRNA (guanine-N7)-methylation; tRNA methylation; peptidyl-glutamine methylation
Molecular function (GO): protein heterodimerization activity
Source: RefSeq, a predicted model, not a curated record
UUAGAGGUUAUAAAUUAUUUGAAAAAGAGUCUCUGUUUGAAUACUAUCCAAAAUAUCGUUUUUUCGUGGUGUAUUACUUCUAAAUAACGGCUUAAUAAUGAAAUUGUUGACCCAUAAUAUGUUAUCAAGCAGAUGUUUGAAAGGAGUUAAUGUUGGUUACCCCCUAGGCAUUAAAGUGGAGGAAGUUACUUCAUCAGUUGUUGAUUUCAAUCCAGAAUUCAUACAGAGAAUUAUACCAAAGUUAGAAUGGAAUGUACUCAAAGAAGCAUCUGAUACAGUUGUGGAAAACGGAUAUCUUCCUAAUGAACUUAUCGACAAUUACAGCAGCGACGAAGACUUUCUCAAAAAAGUUCAUCAUGUCUUGUUAGAAGUUGAAGUGAUUAAGGGUAAUUUGAUUUGCCCUGAAACUGGACGUUCCUUUCCUAUAAGUAAUGGAAUACCUAACAUGCUUCUGAAUGAAGACGAAGUUUGAGUUAUCGAUGAUAUGUAUUGUAUCUCUCAGCAUUUUAAACGCAAUCGACUCCCAGCAGUGCUAGGAACAUGAGGUUGUAUGUGAUUUAGGAUUAAAUGUAUAUAUUUAAUGAAA